AUGCCUAGAAACUCGAGAACUUAUGCAUCUAUUAUUGAUUUUCUCGCGUUUAGUUUACUUUGCUCGUCGGUGGCUUCAUUUUCUUCUGUGGGUGACUUCAACAAGGAUUUCUACAUCACAUGGUCUCCUAAUCAUAUCAACACCUCAUUGGAUGGACAUUUAAGGACCUUAAAACUCGAUAAAAGUUCAGGAUCCGGGUUUGCUUCAAAUGAUGCCUUCUUGUUUGGACAAUUUGACAUGCAAAUUCGGCUAAUACCAGGCAAUUCGGCGGGCACAGUAGUUGCUUUUUAUCUUCAAUCAAAUGGAUCAAAACACGACGAGAUAGACUUCGAGUUUCUUGGAAAUGUGUUGGGAAAACCAUACAUUCUUCAAACAAAUGUUUUUGUCAGUGGAGUUGGAAACAGAGAAGAGAGGAUCAACCUAUGGUUUGAUCCCACAGAAGACUUCCAUACUUACUCAAUAAUAUGGGACAUUUACCAAAUUAUUUUUAUGGUGGAUUGGGUGCCGAUAAGGUCAUAUAGGAGCAAUUCUAUGAAAGGAGUGGUAUUUCCGGGAUGGCAACCAAUGAGGCUAUUGGUUAGCCUGUGGGACGGAGAAAGCUGGGCGACAAGAGGUGGGCACGACAAAAUCAACUGGUCAAGAGGCCCAUUCACCGUUUCAUUUAGAGACUAUAAAACCAAUGCAUUUGCAUGCGACGAUAAUAUGGUUUCUUGUCGAACAAGUAAUGUUCGGAAUAAAGAUAGAAUAGGUAACAUGUCAUGGAUCCAAAGGAGGCUGCUCAGAUGGGUUAGGAAAUAUCAUCUCAUUUAUGAUUAUUGUGAAGACGAUAAAAGGUUCCAAAACAAAUUUCCACCAGAAUGUUCUCUCUAA
Impatiens glandulifera is the source of this 870-nucleotide messenger RNA. Its product is annotated as probable xyloglucan endotransglucosylase/hydrolase protein 10. The record is from RefSeq and is a predicted model, not a curated record. NCBI's taxonomy places the organism in Eukaryota, Viridiplantae, Streptophyta, Magnoliopsida, Ericales, Balsaminaceae. Gene Ontology annotation, biological process: xyloglucan metabolic process; cell wall biogenesis. Gene Ontology annotation, cellular component: cell wall; apoplast. The transcript has 4 exons. Bases 1 to 870 code for a protein of 289 amino acids. Gene Ontology annotation, molecular function: hydrolase activity, hydrolyzing O-glycosyl compounds; xyloglucan:xyloglucosyl transferase activity.